UAUUCUAUCAUUAUUAAGGAUCAUUAAAUAUCGACGAAGAAAAUCAACAAAGAGUAAAUCUUCUACGAGGAGAACAUUUGGUAAAUGGAUUCCAGUUUCAUUUAAAUCACCUAUUCCAGUUGCUUAUCCUGAUUGGUCAAUUGAAACAACUCGUCCAUUACCAUAUCGUCCAUUUAAGUAUGGACCUGAUUAUUUUAUAACAAUGGGAAUUCGACGUUUAGAUUUAAAUGAUUGGAUUGAAUUAGAUAAUAAAUGGAGUAAAUAUCAUCAAGUAAAACUUGAUCGGUUUUCAGAAGAAAGAGCUCAUCUUUUAUGUAAAACAGCACCUGAAGCAUAUGAUGCUGCACAUGAAACAAUGGAAUUACUUUGUGAAUAUUUAGUUCAUCGUUAUCCAUCAUUAUUUCAAUAUGAAUUAAAUAAUAAUAAUGAUAAAAAAAUUCGAAUUAAAACAACAGGAGAAAUCUAUAGUAUAAAUAGUGAUGAUCCUCUUAAAUAUGCAUCACUUUUAAUUCAAGAUGAUUUAGCUCUAAUGAUUGAAGGAUCUGACGGACAAUAUUAUCUUAAAGCUGGUUCAAUUAUUAUUCCGGGAUUUUGGCGUCUUCAAGAUAAAUUUAAUAUGCCUCUUGCACAAAUUCAUUUAUCAGGUGAUGUUCCCAAAUUUAAAGAAAAAUUACAACAUAGUAUGGAAAGAUAUUUUCAAAAGAUGAAUCCUGAACAUCCUGUUAUUAGACAUAAUUAUUUUAUUCAAACAGAUGGAGAUUUAGCUUGGUCAAAUUCAAUUGGUUCUGAAGAUCAAUUUGGUAUUGGAUGGAUAAAUGCUAAACCAAAUCCACCAAUUGAAAAUAUUUAUUUUCGUAGUGAAAGACAAACACUUAGACGAUUACCAAGAAGUGGAGCUAUUCUUUUUACUAUUCGUCCUUAUUUUAUUCCAAUUGUUGAAAUAGCUAAAGAAGCAGGUGUACCAGGACGAUUAGCUUCAGCUAUACGAAGUUGGCCAGAUGAUGUUUCUAUAUACAAAGGAAAAAAAGCUUAUGAAGAUGUUCUCUUAAAAUAUCUUGAUCAAAAACAUCAAGAACAAUGUGAUAAUGGUUUAGAUAUUGAUUAUUCAAAAUCUUAUCCAUAUUAA
Rotaria sp. Silwood1 is the source of this 1126-nucleotide messenger RNA. The record is from the annotation of a GenBank genome assembly. Lineage: Eukaryota; Metazoa; Rotifera; Eurotatoria; Philodinida; Philodinidae.